AUGUUUGGUUUCCCAGUGAGAUUAGGAGUCAUAUCAGUUGGUUUUACGUCAGAUAAAAUCGCCAAUUUGAAUACUGAAGAAGAUAUCGAAACUAUUAUAAACAGUCAAUUAAAGACAUUUCUCGAUGAUGAUAUAGACCUAGUUAAUCAACAACAAGAAAACAUACUUUCUGCUCGUGAAGAAUCAGCGAAAUGUUUGGAAAAACAGGCUUACAAAAUGAUAAAAACAUCAAAUCGCAAACUAAAAUCUAUAAAUGUAGGAACUACUGUUCGAAUACCAAUUCCUGAUGUUAAUAGGGCUAGAGGAUCACCUCAGAAUUUAUUGGCUGUUGUCACCAAAGUUCAAGAUGACUUAUACAAAUUAUGUACAGAAAAUGGUUACUUAAAGCACAAAUACACACUAACAGAUAUAGUUCCAUGUGACGAAAAUUUUCUUGAUUUGAAAGAGACGAAAGAAAGAGCGAAAGAAAAAGGAAUUACUCCCAGAGAGGCUGCCAGGCAUAAUAGCAUUGCUGGGAGUCAGGGAUAUCAAAGGUGUCAUUGUAAAACAAAAUGUCAAAACAAUCGAUGUGCUUGUCGAGCAGCUAAAAAUUAU
This is a messenger RNA of Melanaphis sacchari, 594 nucleotides long. RefSeq lists its product as uncharacterized. Lineage: Eukaryota; Metazoa; Arthropoda; Insecta; Hemiptera; Aphididae. The transcript has 3 exons. The record is from RefSeq and is a predicted model, not a curated record. The annotation marks the transcript as partial.